UUAUAUUUGCUUUCACUGUCUUAGUAACUGAAUAGAACAUUCAAGAUUCCACCAUUAAUUUUUCAAACAUAAAAAGUUCUUAUUUUUCUAUACUUCAGGUUCUUUUUGUUGAGUUAUUUUAAUCUGGGGUAUGGCUAGUGCUAGUUUGGCUAGUGGAUUUAUGAGGAAUAGGAGAUUUGAGAGUUAUUUUAAUGCUGGUUCAACUUUGGAUUCUGAUAGACCAUUAAAAGUUGUGGCAAAUAAAGAGGAAUUGGGACAGAAGCAAAGAGCGGUAGAGGCAUAUGAAGAUGAUGAUGGUUGUGUUACUGUGUUGAUCUCAUGGAUUAGGAUUGUGAUUUGCUUUGUGGUAAUGAUGUUUACUACAUUUAUUUGGGCUGUUAUUAUGUUGCUGCUUCUUCCUUGGCCAUAUCAAAGGAUUAGGCAGGGGAAUAUAUAUGGACAUGUCACUGGAAGAUUGAUGAUGUCGAUAGUGGGAAAUCCUAUAACGAUCGAAGGUGCUAAAUAUUCAGAGGAGAGAGCGAUUUAUAUCAGUAACCAUGCAUCUCCUAUUGACAUUUUCCUCAUAAUGUGGCUGACACCAACUGGCACUGUUGGCAUUGCUAAAAAAGAGAUCGUAUGGUACCCGUUAUUUGGGCAGCUCUACGUUUUAGCAAAGCACCUACGCAUAGAUCGUUCUAAUCCCGCUGCAGCCAUCGAAUCCAUGAAAGAGGCUGCUCAUGCUGUUUCGAAAAAUAAUUUAUCCUUAAUAAUUUUUCCGGAAGGCACGAGGUCCAAAAAUGGACGAUUGCUACCGUUUAUAAAGGCAAGAUUUUCACUAUUAAUUCCUUAAUUGAUAUACUUCAUUUACCAAGUCAUUGUAAUGGAUGAUUCAUGUGAAGUCAUUGUCAAAUUUCAGUAUAAAAUCUCUUGUCCAGCAGGCUCAAAAGAAGAAAAUAGAUAACUUGAUGUUGAGCCUCGACAUAAAAAUAAUAUGUACUGAUCAUAUUAAGAAUUAAGAAAAAAAAAAUGAAUCACUAUCCAUGUGUGCUCAAGAGAUCCUUUGAGAAAAUUAUUGGGGGGUCCGUGAACUUCUAUUGCUCUCUAUGGAGCUUUUGGCGUAAUAGGUUUCAUGUUUUCCAUCAAUCGAGCUUGCUCUAGUUGUUCAAUUGAGACCUUAGAAUGCAACCACUAAGCUCGUGUGCUUUUGGUGCAGGGGUUCGUGCACUUGGCAUUGCAAACACGACGUCCUGUCGUUCCAAUUGUAAUGUCAAGCACUCAUCUAGCAUGGAGGAAGGGCAGCUUACACGUAAGACCGGUUCCUCUAGUGGUGAAGUUUCUUCCGCCCAUCAAAACCGAUGACUGGACCACUGACAAAAUUGAGGACUACGUAAACUUGGUGCACGAUGUUUAUGUAAAAAAUCUGCCCGAGUCUCAGAAGCCAGCACCAUUAUACGAAAAGGCCUUUGGCAGAGUAGCUUGUUCAUAGUUUUGAGUUUCUCAUGUGCAGUUCUAGUUGUCUAAAUAAAUAAAUUGUUAAAAGGUUUCAUUUUACAAGUUAUGCAUGUAUCAUAAGGCCAUUUUUUUUUCCAAUUAAUUCAUGUUUUCUUUUUAGAAUUUAGAAGGUGAAUCAACAUAGCCCU
Molecule: messenger RNA, 1619 nt
Organism: Lycium ferocissimum
Lineage: Eukaryota; Viridiplantae; Streptophyta; Magnoliopsida; Solanales; Solanaceae
Product: 1-acyl-sn-glycerol-3-phosphate acyltransferase-like
Exons: 4
Coding region: 131-829 (232 amino acids)
Biological process (GO): phosphatidic acid biosynthetic process
Cellular component (GO): endoplasmic reticulum
Molecular function (GO): 1-acylglycerol-3-phosphate O-acyltransferase activity
Source: RefSeq, a predicted model, not a curated record